Molecule: messenger RNA, 3390 nt
Organism: Ochotona curzoniae (black-lipped pika)
Lineage: Eukaryota; Metazoa; Chordata; Mammalia; Lagomorpha; Ochotonidae
Product: structural maintenance of chromosomes protein 5
Exons: 25
Coding region: 158-3295 (1045 amino acids)
Biological process (GO): double-strand break repair via homologous recombination
Cellular component (GO): Smc5-Smc6 complex
Molecular function (GO): ATP hydrolysis activity; ATP binding
Source: RefSeq, a predicted model, not a curated record
CAGCAAGGCGCCCUCCCCGGGCGCGGCGGCCUCCGAGAGCGCUCUGCCCAGGGAGCCGGCGUCCGAGGUGCGGAGCAAGAGAAGGGCCGCCGCUCCUCAGGCGCCGCUGCCGCCGGCGGCCGGGCGUUUCGUGGAAGGCUCCAUCGUCCGCAUCUUCAUGGAGAACUUCCUAACAUACGAUGCCUGCGAAGUGUCUCCCGGACCCAACUUAAACAUGAUCGUUGGAGCUAAUGGAACAGGAAAGUCGAGUAUUGUUUGUGCCAUUUGCCUUGGACUAGCAGGCAAACCUGCUUUCAUGGGACGGGCAGAUAAGGUUGGGUUCUUUGUGAAGAGAGGAUGUCUCAAAGGCAUGGUGGAAAUUGAAUUGUUCAGGGCUUCUGGAAAUCUUGUAAUCACCCGUGAGAUUGAUGUGACAAAAAAUCAAUCCUCUUGGUUCAUCAACAAAAAACCUACAACCCAAAAAGUAGUAGAAGAGCAGGUCGCAGCCUUAAAUAUUCAAGUGGGCAAUCUCUGUCAGUUCCUGCCUCAGGACAAAGUUGGAGAAUUUGCUAAACUUAGCAAAAUUGAGCUCCUUGAAGCCACUGAGAAGUCCAUCGGCCCCCCGGAGAUGCACAUGUACCACUGUGAGCUCAAGAACUUCCGGGAGAAGGAGAAGCAGCUGGAGACAACAUGCAAAGAGAAAACUGAGUAUCUAGAGAAGAUAAUCCAAAGGAAUGAAAGAUACAAACAAGAUGUGGAAAGGUUUUAUGAACGGAAACGACAUUUAGACUUAAUUGAGAUGCUUGAAGCAAAAAGGCCCUGGGUGGAAUAUGAAAGUGUCCGUCAGGAGUACGAGGAAGUGAAGCAGGCCCGCGAUGCCGUGAAGGACGAGGUGAAGAGGCUGAAGGAGGGCCAGAUCCCCAUGACGCGGCGGAUGGAGGAGAUUGAAGCACAGCGCCAUGGCCUGGAGGCUCAGAUCAAGCAAAAGGCAGCAGAUAUCAAGGAAGCAUCUCAGAAAUGCAAACAGAAGCAAGACCUCAUUGAAAGGAAGGAUAAGCAUAUUGAGGAGCUUCAGCAGGCUUUAAUAGUAAAACAAAAUGAAGAGGAUGACCGACAACGAAGAAUAAGUAAUACCCGCAAAAUGAUAGCAGAUUUGCAGAAUGAACUGCAUUCGGCUGAAAACUGUGAAAAUCUUCAGCCUCAGAUUGAGGCUGUCACGAACGAUCUGAGCCAAGUUCAGGAUGAAAAGGCCUUGUGUGAAGGCGAGAUCAUCGACAAGCGGAGAGAAAAGCAGACGUUAGAGAAGGAAAGAAAGAAUGUGAGCGAUCAUAUUGUGCGUUUUGAUAAUCUUAUGAACCAGAAGGAGGAUAAGCUGAGACAGAGGUACCGUGACACCUACGACGCCGUGUUAUGGCUGAGAAGCAACAGAGACAAGUUCAAGCAGAGGGUGUGUGAGCCCAUCAUGCUCACGAUCAAUGUGAAAGAUAAUAAAAAUGCCAAGUAUAUUGAGAAUCAUAUUCCAUCAAAUGACUUGAGAGCCUUUGUAUUUGAGAGUCAAGAAGAUAUGGAAGUUUUCCUCAAAGAGGUCCGUGACAAUAAAAAGCUAAGAGUGAAUGCUGUCAUUGCUCCCAGGAGCUCACACGCAGCCAGGCCGCCCUCGAGACUGCUCAACGAACUCAAGCAAUACGGGUUUAUCUCUUACCUACGAGAGCUGUUCGAUGCACCAGACCUGGUCAUGAGCUACCUUUGCUACCAGUAUCACAUCCAUGAAGUCCCCGUGGGAACCGAAAGGACGAGAGAACAGAUCGAGCGGGUAAUACAAGAAACUCGACUGAAACAAAUUUAUACAGCAGAAGAAAAAUAUGUGGUGAAAACAUCUUUCUAUUCGAACAAGCUUAUUUCCAGUAAUACGGCCCUGAAAGAGGCCCAGUUCCUCACCGUGACUGUGGACCUGGAGCAGAGGAGGCAUUUGGAGGAGCAGCUAAAGGAAAUUACUAUGAAGUUGCAGUCUGUGGAGUCAGAAUUGACUGGCUUGUGUGAGAAAAGCAAGCUCCUGGAACGCAGAGAUAAUGACCUGAGACAGAAGAAGAAGGAGCUGCUUGAGAGAAAGACCAAGAAGAGGCAGCUGGAUCAGAAGAUCAAGUCCAAGCAGGGAAGCUUAAAGCUGAUGGAACAGGACACCUGCAACCUGAAAGAGGAAGAACAAAAAACGGCCACCAAAAUCAAAGAAAUAAAUAUUCAAAAGGCAAAACUUGUUACUGAAUUAACAAACCUAAUGAAGAUUUGUACUUCGUUGCACAUACAAAAAGUUGGUUUAAUUCUUCAAAAUACUACAAUGAUCUCUGAGAAGAAUAAAUUAGAAUCGGAUUAUAUGGCUGUGUCAUCACAACUACGCGUCACUGAGCAGCGUUAUGGUGAGCUGGAUGAGAGCAGACAGAGGUUACUGCAGAAGUGCAAGGAGCUGAUGAAGAGAGCCCGGCAGGUGUGCAACCUGGGUGCCGAGCAGACUGUGUCCCCCGAGUACCAGACACAAGUACCUACCAUUCCAAAUGGACACAGCUCCUCACCCCCCAUGGCUUUCCAAGAUCUUCCAAACACCUUGGAUGAAAUUGAUGCGUUGUUGACCGAAGAAAGAUCAAGAGCGUCCUGCUUCACGGGCCUGAAUCCUACAGUGGUUGAAGAAUACAUGAAAAGAGAAGAAGAAAUCGAGCAGUUAACUGAGGAACUACAGGGAAAGAGAAUUGAACUGGAUAAAUACAGGGAGAGCAUCUCCCAGGUAAAAGAAAGGUGGCUUAAUCCUUUAAAGGAGCUGGUAGAAAAAAUUAAUGAAAAAUUCAGCAAUUUUUUUAGUUCUAUGCAAUGUGCUGGUGAAGUGGAUCUCCAUACAGAAAAUGAGGAAGACUAUGACAAAUACGGAAUUCGUAUUAGAGUCAAGUUUCGCAGUAGUACUCAGCUGCAUGAAUUAACUCCUCACCAUCAAAGUGGAGGUGAAAGAAGUGUUUCUACUAUGCUGUACCUGAUGGCACUUCAAGAACUGAACAGGUGUCCAUUCAGAGUAGUUGACGAAAUUAACCAGGGAAUGGACCCCAUCAAUGAACGGAGAGUAUUUGAAAUGGUUGUAAAUACUGCCUGUAAAGAAAACACGUCUCAGUACUUCUUCAUUACACCAAAGCUCCUGCAGAAUCUCCCUUACUCGGAGAAGAUGACGGUGUUGUUUGUCUAUAACGGGCCGCACAUGCUGGAGCCGAGCAAGUGGAACUUGAAGGCUUUCCAAAGACGGCGGCGGCGCAUCACGUUCACUCAGCCUGCUCAGUAAGCGGCAAAGGGAGGGAACUUUGGAAUUUUCUGUAAAAUUCUGUUUGUAAGUAUGGAUCAGCUGAAUAAAAGUUAGGUGAUUUGUUACAAGUUAAA